Schistocerca nitens (vagrant locust) is the source of this 2293-nucleotide messenger RNA. RefSeq lists its product as uncharacterized. The transcript is spliced from 3 exons. Lineage: Eukaryota; Metazoa; Arthropoda; Insecta; Orthoptera; Acrididae. The record is from RefSeq and is a predicted model, not a curated record. The coding region runs from base 770 to 2284 and encodes 504 amino acids.
UCUCACAUCAAAACAAAAACAAAUUGUGUGUCGUGAUUCUGCUGAAAGAUGUUGGAGGGUGGAUGUUGAUAUGUGUGGCUUUAUUCUAAGCCGCUUUGAAUUACUAUUCGCGGACUAGCAAAAUAUUAAAUGAAAAGUCCGAAUUGUGUCUGCAGUGUCCGGAUACGCCCAAAUAAAACAUAUUACUGAAGAAGUGCCCUUCUUUAGAGACCCCUAAUAAAUCAAUUUCCCAUAUUGCAGAUGACUAUUUUGAUUUGUGACUAAAAAUAAAUAGAGCGUUGAAAUGAUGAAUGAAAUAUGGCUUUCCUUUAUUCUUCAAUAUUGUGAAGUAAUGUGAUAUCUUCCGUCACGAAAUACUGGCUUCAGUAUUCUAGUGAAUGCGAGCAAGUAUGUGGCAACAACUCUGUGAAUUCCAUAUUAUGAAAUUAUCUAAUGUUAAGCGUACAUUCUAUCAAACUACUCAAUGACAGUAAUGCGAUAGUCUUCAAAGGAAUAAAAAUUAACGUUGCAGUUGAGCGGCAAACGCUGCAACCUUCGUAGCUAUAUAACAAAGCCAUGUAACAGAACCUGGCCUCUUGCAACUAUGAAGGGUGUAGAGAUACGUAAGUUGUCUCCUGGAAAGGCAGAUAACACAUUAAAAUCUAUAUAAAUAGUUUAAAAUGUUCAAGAUGUGAUGUGCUAAAUAGUUAUGCACACAUUCCUAAUUUGUUGUUUUUUUAUUGAGUACCAGCCAUUAGAUUGACGAUUUGUCAGGAGUUGUACGUCAACAAUGCCACGUCGUAAAAUACCUCAAACGUUGUAUAAACUGUGCUUGGAGGAAGCAGAAUUGUUAAUAGCAAAUUCUUGUCAGAAUAUUCAUGACCGAUAUGGAAAUUAUGAUGACGAAUUUUGCAGAAUUGCUGCCCAGGAGCUGCAGAGUUACUUACUGCUAAACAUUCCAGGCAUUUUACUGGAUGACAUAUGCGACCGCAGAAGGUUUUCAGCACACAGCACACAGAAUUAUGAUCCACGAAUAAGUCUCUCCAUAUACAUACACAAAAAUAUGAGGAAAUUCUUCAUAAGUGAGACGUCUGAUGAGAAAAAAAUUGGAUCGGGUGACUCAUUCUGGGUAACACAGUUAAGCAAAUUACAGAACAUUGUGGUCCUGGACAUGCAUUUAGCUUGUACAGAUAAGAUAUUAGAAGUUGUGGGCAGAACUUGCUUGAAAUUGGAACAAAUCAAUAUUGUGUCAAGGUUGGAACCAGACAAAGGAAAAAUAAAUUCUUAUCCAUUUAAUGCAUUGAAACUAAAAUUCUUUGUGUCAGAUGAUGGUUUACAUCAUUUGAAAAACUGUAAACUUCUGAAAUACAUCACUAUGAAUAAGAUAAUUCGUAGUCAUGUUGGUGGCAAAAUGAUGACACCUGCUGGUAUAAGAGGCCUCGUGAAGUCUCUUCCUCAGUUGCAAUCCAUUUCGUACAAUUACAUGGGUAUUGUUCUUGGUGAAGAAAUGGAUGACAUUGACUAUCUACCUCUUACCUGUAUCAGUGACUACAUUGCUGAUGUUAAACACACUCAAGCUAUUGCAAGGUUGUGUCUUAACUUGCAUCAUUUGUGCUUGGGGGUGCAAAGUGACAUUAUUGCUCCUGAGAUUCUAAAUACUUUAACAAACAGUAGUCUUCAAUUAGUUGUGCUUGAAUUAGACCAGUUCCCAUUUUGUGAUGAGAUGGUUCAAUUCUUGAUAGAAAAAGGAAAAGCUCUACAUAGCCUAAGGUUGCGAUCAGGAAAUAUUUUACACCCUAAGCAUGUACGCAUAAUUGGAGAGACUUGCCCAAAUUUAAAAAGCCUUUCACUCAGAGAGAAAGAUACAUGGAAAUAUUUAGGCAGACUGUGUGAGAUGCCAAGCAGUUUUACACCAUGCAGUCAAGUGCUUUUCAGUAAUUUAGAAUGUCUUAAAAUUGAAGGUACUGACUGGAUACCUAAAGACAUCAUUCCUCUACUUCUGAUUAAUGCCAAACACAUAGAAAAACUGUCCAUCUUUAAGAGAAACCAUUUUGAUCCAAUAGAGCCUAUUCUUUUCCAUGUCCUAAAAUAUAAUCCUCUUCAUCACCUGAAAAAAUUUUAUUUACUGUUAGGCUGUGAUAUAAAAAUGUGUACAGUUAUGUAUCUUGCUAAGAACUGCUUAAGCAUAAGAGAAUUAGCGUUUUCAAAAUAUGGCACUGAUGGAUCUGCAGAACUGAAAGAACUGAAUGAAGACAUCAAAAGAUUAAAUUUAGAUCUAAAAGUUUGUCCAUUUAAACUAGAGUGAUUUGUACAG